Nipponia nippon (crested ibis) is the source of this 1337-nucleotide messenger RNA. NCBI's taxonomy places the organism in Eukaryota, Metazoa, Chordata, Aves, Pelecaniformes, Threskiornithidae. The record is from RefSeq and is a predicted model, not a curated record.
GGGCUGAGCUGGGGCCGUUGUCUUUCUAGCUAUGACAUGGUGCACUAUGGCCACUCCAACCAGCUACGCCAGGCUCGGGCCAUGGGAGAUUAUCUGAUUGUUGGAGUCCACACGGACGAGGAGAUUGCCAAGCACAAGGGCCCCCCUGUCUUUACACAGGAGGAGAGGUACAAAAUGGUGCAAGCCAUCAAGUGGGUGGAUGAGAUUGCUCCAGGAGCUCCCUAUGUCACCACACUGGAAACUCUGGACAAAUAUAACUGUGACUUCUGUGUGCAUGGUGACGACAUCACCUUAACGGUAGAUGGCAAGGAUACCUAUGAGGAAGUGAAGACAGCGGGGCGAUACAGGGAAUGCAAACGCACCCAAGGUGUGUCCACUACCGACCUCGUUGGCCGCAUGCUGCUCAUGACUAAGGCUCACCACAGCAACAUAGAUGAGGACCUAGACUAUCGGAAGCACACUGACAACUUUGGGAAGGGGCCAAAAGGUCACAGUCCCUGGACUGGCGUCUCUCAGUUCCUACAGACAUCUCAGAAGAUCAUCCAGUUUGCAUCAGGGAAGGAACCACAGCCAGGAGACACUAUCAUCUACGUGGCCGGAGCCUUUGACCUGUUCCAUAUUGGGCAUGUAGAUUUCCUGGAGAAGGUUCACCAGCUGGCAGAGAAACCCUACAUCAUCGCUGGGCUGCACUUUGAUCAGGAAGUAAAUCGCUACAAAGGGAAGAACUAUCCCAUCAUGAACAUCCAUGAGAGAACACUCAGUGUCUUGGCCUGUAGGUACGUCUCGGAAGUGGUGAUUGGAGCCCCCUACGCUGUCACCGCUGAUCUGUUGGAUCACUUCAGGGUAACACUUGUGUGUCAUGGGAUGACUGAGGUGGUGCCAGACAAGGAUGGUUCUGAUCCGUACGAGGAGCCGAAGAGACGUGGCAUUUUCCAGCUGGUGGACAGUGGCAGCAAUCUCACCACAGAUUUAAUUGUGCAAAGAAUCAUCAAGAACAGGCUGGAGUUUGAAGCUAGGAACCAGAAGAAAGAAGCAAAAGAGCUGGCUGUGUUGGAGGCCAUGAAGAGACUGGAAGAGGAGAAGCACUAGGCCAGCAGAGAGCCGAUGCGUGGGUCGCAGAGUGCCGCAGCCUCACCCUCUUGAGGAGCAGACGGCUCUUUGAGAGGGGACCCCUGAUCGGGGACGCCGCUGCUGGCAUGCAGGAUGUGCUGCCCUACCCUCUUCUGUCCUAGCUCCUCCUGCACUAAUUAUGCAGACAUAAUGAGUCGGGAUCCUGCUGCCUAGCUUUUCCUCCGUUAAUCAGCCCCCAUCCCCUUUCCCAGGAGGAGAUUUGACAA